AUGACACCACCUAACAUUAACUUAUCAUCUGACGCCUUAACCAAUCUGGACAUAGAAAUAAUUGGUCAUGCAUUAAAAGUGAAUCAAAGUCUAACUACACUUCUUUUGUUUCGGAACGAAAUUGGUGAUAAUGGUGCUCGAGCACUAAGUGAUGCAUUAUUGGUCAAUCAAAGUCUAACUACACUUCUUUUGUUUCGGAACGAAAUUGGUGAUAAUGGUGCUCGAGCACUAAGUGAUGCAUUAAAAGUCAAUCAAAGUUUAACUCAACUUGAUUUGAGUGGGAACAAAAUUGGUAAUAAUGGUGCUCGAGCACUAAGUGAUGCAUUAAUGGUCAAUCAAAGUCUAACUCAACUUCAUUUGCGUGGGAACAAAAUUGGUGAUAAUGGUGCUCGAGCACUAAGUGAUGCAUUAAUGGUCAAUCACAGUCUAACUACACUUUGGUUGUAUGAGAACGAAAUUGGUGAUAGCGGUGCUCGAGCACUAAGUGAUGCAUUAAAAGUCAAUCAAAGUCUAACUCAACUUGAUUUGCGUGGGAACAAAAUUGGUGAUAAUGGUGCUCGAGUAUUAAGUGAUGCAUGA
Molecule: messenger RNA, 579 nt
Organism: Didymodactylos carnosus
Lineage: Eukaryota; Metazoa; Rotifera; Eurotatoria; Philodinida; Philodinidae
Source: the annotation of a GenBank genome assembly